AUGUCCGCCACGGCCGAUUUCGACGGCGACAGGCUCUCCAAGAAGGAGACCGCCGCCACCGUCGCUGACAAGCUCUCCAAGAAGGAGACGUUGGGCAACGUCCAGCUCCGCCAUCAUGAGACAAACGAGAUCAUUCUCGUGCCGACUCCGACUAGCGACCCCAACGAUCCCCUCAAUUGGUCGAAAGCCUAUCGCCUAUACAUUGCCGGCCUCGUCUCCGUCACCAUCUUCCUGAGCAACUUCCUCGCCGCCGGCCCGUCGGUCGCCAUCGUCGAGAUUGCCAUGGACUUCUUCGGCGACUCGGACCUCGGCCUCAGCGGCAGCAUCGCCAAGGUCUCGUACUUCUUCACCACGACUGCCCUCCUCCAGGGCAUGGGAAAUUUGAUUUGGAUGCCCGUCAUGAUCAAGUAUGGACGACGCCCGCUCUACAUCUUCACCUUUGCUCUGUACACUGCCACGGCAGGAUGGGCCGGCGCUCCUACUUCGUAUGGGAGUGUGUUGGCUGCUCGCAUCCUGAUGGGCUUUGCCAACGGCGCAGCUGAGUGUUUGGCUCCGUUGACCAUCUCCGACAUUUUCUUCCUGCACGAAAGAGGAACCAUCAUGGCUCUUUACACUGCUUCGCUGUCCGCAGGUGUUGGUGGCGGUAUCGUCAUCGCCGGCCUCAUCACCAUCCACCUGCACUGGCGCUACAUCUACUACAUCUCGACCGCUUUGAUCGGUGCCUGCACCAUCCUGAUCUUCUUUACCCUCCCCGAGACCCAAUAUCGACGUGCCGCUGCCAAUGCUGCCGCCGAGGCCCGCUCAGACAAACUAAGCGCUCCCGCCAAGAACGAAGACGACGCCGAAGUUGCCUACUCGGAAGUUGCGUCUCAGCAAGAAGCCGACAUCCCCAAGAGGCGCACGUGGGUCCAGGAGCUGCGCAUCUUCACCGGUACCUACACUAAUGAGAGCGUUUUGAAACUCAUUAUCCGACCGGUUGUGUUGCUGGCUCUGCCCCCGGUGCUCUGGGCAACCCUGGUCAUGUCUGUGACCAUUGGAUUCCUCGUGGCCAUCACCUCCAACUUCUCCAGCGCUUUCCAAACCGUCUAUGGCUUCAAGGCUUACCAGGCGGGGCUCUGCUUCAUCGCCUCCAUCAUCAGCUCGUUAAUUGGUGUCUUCUUCGGAGGACACCUGGGCGAUAUGGUUGCCGACUACUUCACUAAGCGGAACGGGGGUAUCCGAGAACCCGAGAUGCGUCUGCCUGCCAUGAUGAUAUCUCUAGUGACCGGGCCCCUGGCCCUUGUGCUUUACGGAGUGGGUAUUGGCAAGACUCUGCACUGGAUUGUGCCUACCAUUGGAUUGGGUCUUUUGAACUUUUCCAUUGUCCAGGCUACCAACAUCAGUCUUGUCUAUACCAUCGACGCCUAUCGCCCAGUGGCUGGUGAAGUCACCGUUUCGCAGUUUGCCUUCAAGUCUGCCUUUGGUUUCCUGCUUUCCUUCUACACCAACCCAUGGAUCGCCAAGAGUGGCUACGUGACAGCUUUCGGCUCAAUGGCAGGCAUUUCGGCUGCCGUUAUUUCGUUCUGGGUCGUCUUCUACUUCUUCGGCAAGCGCAUCAGACACGCUACGUGGGAGUGGGGUUUCGUAGAGAAGCUGGUGCACUGGCACGAUGAUCGCGAGGUUGGCGAAUAA
Molecule: messenger RNA, 1671 nt
Organism: Ilyonectria robusta
Lineage: Eukaryota; Fungi; Ascomycota; Sordariomycetes; Hypocreales; Nectriaceae
Product: major facilitator superfamily domain-containing protein
Exons: 5
Coding region: 1-1671 (556 amino acids)
Biological process (GO): transmembrane transport
Molecular function (GO): transmembrane transporter activity
Source: RefSeq, a predicted model, not a curated record